Molecule: messenger RNA, 462 nt
Organism: Trichechus manatus latirostris (Florida manatee)
Lineage: Eukaryota; Metazoa; Chordata; Mammalia; Sirenia; Trichechidae
Gene: CCDC182
Product: coiled-coil domain containing 182
Exons: 1
Coding region: 1-462 (153 amino acids)
Source: RefSeq, a predicted model, not a curated record
AUGGAACCACUCUACCAGGCGGGGUCCAUCAUCAUGAAGGUGAAUACCUUACAAGGGAAGAAAAUGGUGGAGAGUGGCCUCCAGUCUGGAGACUUUUCUCUGCCCCAGUCGUGGCCCUCCUGCAUCCCGCCGUCGCCUGACUUGGAGAUCCUGCAGCAGAAGGUGGCCGGGGUGCAACGGGAGCUAGAGGACUUCAAGAAGGAGGCGCUAAAGGCCAUCCAUUACUUGGAAGACGCCUUCUGUGAAAUGAACGGGGUCCUGGCGCAGCAGGAGGAGCAGGCGGCCCGCGUGAAGCAGCGGCUGCGAGAGGAGGAGGACCGGGGCAUCGUGCGCAACAAGGUUCUCACUUUCCUGCUGCCGCGCGAGAAGCAGCUCCGGGCGCACUGCCAGCGGCUGGAGUACCUGCUUCUGCGCCAGAGCCGCGAGGCUCUGGGGGCCCCCAAGAAGAUCCAGGCCAGCUGA